CUUAAUUCAAGGGAAGCUACUUGGGGGGAAAGUCAAUAAAUGAAAGGAAUAAUAUAUUUUAUCAUUAUUGUAUUAAAAGCUAUUUAAAACUCUAGAUCUAUAUCUAGUUUCAAUACCCACUAGAUAGUCUAGAUCAUUUCUUUGGCACAAGAAACCAAUUUUCUAUUCAUGUUUACUUCUUGUAUUAGAACGCUUAUAAAGUCAUUUAGAAAAUACGACCUUUUUGGAAAUAAAAAACAACAUUUCAAUCUCAAAUCAAGUCUAAAAUUAAAAGUUCGGAAACCAUUGGCUUCUGAGGUUCUUACUCGUCACUUGAGUCAGCGCAAACUUCCUCACUGGACAUCAUUUUGUGUCUACUAUCACGACGUUAUCAACGAUCAGUUUGGUGAAUCUCAUUUUAACUGGCAGGUUGAUGGCAAAAAUUAUCAUAUUCUACGGACAGGCUGCUUCCCAUUUAUAAAAUAUCACUGCUCCAGUAGACCAUAUGCUGAUCUAGAGGCAGAAAAUGCUUUUUAUACCUUUCUAAAAAUAUUAAAUUUAGGAAUACCAACAUUGGCUUAUGGAAUAGGAUCUUGGUUUUUGGUCAAGCACUCAGAAGAAGUCAUUAUGCCCGAUGGUAUAGUUGUGAAAGUCUAUUUUCUCAACAAAGAGAAACCUGAUGCGAUACAAAUAAAAAUGGUGUUUACAAAAGUUAAGCCCAAUAGUUCCAUUGAACACAGUGUAUUAGAUUGUACUGAAAGUAAAGAUGAAUCACUAGUUGAAGAAGUAGAGGAAUCAUUAGUUGGUCAAACUGACAGCAGCACUUCCAAACAUGAAACUUUAAGUGUUAGUGAUUCAAGUCAAAAUGUUUCCAAAAAAAGUAAAGGGAAACUUAAAAAAAAAGUUUCUUAGAUUGUAUACAACUUUUUUUUUUUUUACUAUGGUAUUUAAACUUUUCUAUUGAAACUCUAUUGAGUUGCUUAUAAACAUUUAAACAAUAGGUUGUUACAGCCAUUUAUAAAAUUUAUUUAUAGCAUAUUUUUAAUAGAAAAACACUUUUACUUUUGUAAUUAUAAUUAUAUUUAUAAUGUUGCUGUGCCUUUUUCUAAAUCACAAUAUUGUUAAUAAAAAAAUACUACCAGGUCUUCUUAACAUGCACUAACUCUUUGUAUUCUAUCAACAUCUUAACUGACUGACAAUUUCUUAUUUGCAGGUGCUAGGUCUGCUCCCUUUUUUUAAUCUUCAACCUUCCAAGAUCCAAAACAAAACCUAGUAAACUUUUAAAGUCUGAAAAUCAUGGAGAUGAGCAAGCUUUGUUGAUAGCAGCACAUGACAUUCUGACAUUAAAUUACAAUCUGAAGAGCAGUUGAGCUGCAUAUUUACUGAAGUUAAUCUCUUGAGAGAACAGUGGCUCAUUCUCAAAUGUAAUGGCAAAUAUUAACAACUUGUGAUCUUUGUGUAUAUAGGUCUAUCAGCUAUAAGACUAUAAACUUUAACACAUCUGCUGUAUGAUCUUUUUUUAUCUCUCAAGUUUUUCUUAUGAUGACUGAAAAAAAAAGGAGCUUUUUGUUCAAAUGUUUUGCCUCACAGUUCAUGUAACAAAUAAAAAAAAAUAAUUAUCAAAAUAAAAUCCACCCCCCCUCUCAUUAGCUCAUAGAUAGACUGACAAUUUGGUGCUAUGCAUGUUUUUUGUUGUUUUUUUUUUUUUGGUUGUAUAUUUUUAAGUUUGUAUGUAAAUGACUUUUGUUUAUCUUUUUAAUUUCCUUUUCGAUGGAAUAAGAAUCUAUGAAAGUUGUGUAAAUAGACAUAGCCAUUAACAUGAAAGUCUUGCUUAAUGACUCUAAUGAGGUGAAGAUAGUGAAUGGUUAAAAUAAUUAUAUUUAGGGUGCUUCUGAAAUGGUUGUACAUUCUCGGCUGCACUGAUAAUGUUAGAUUUGGCAUUAUACAUUGUAAAUGCAAUUGUAUUUUAUUAUAUCUCUAAGAAGGUGCUGCACAACCAAUGUCUUCUGGCCCAUGUAUGAUCAAUGAAGAUGCCAUCCAGCUUCUUGUCCAUAUUGCAUAACAGAGCUAUUGUGUCUGGUUCCAUUUGACUUUAUAAUUUCUCUCCAUGAUACAGCAUGUGACAGGCAUUUCAUUUGUCCCUAGGUAAAAAAAUAAUAAUAAUAAUAAUAAAAGCUAUUCCUGCUUUAGUAUAUCAGAUGUGUAAUUACAAAUGUCAAAAAUAUUGUUUACUAAAUCAUAUUUAUUUAUUUUUUCUCUUGUUUUUAUUUAUUUGCAUAUUUUAGUGACAGGAUAUUUUCCAAUUUAAAAGAAGGCCUAAUUGUACAUUGAUAGACAAAAAAAGUAAAAACACUCUCUUAAUUAUA
This is a messenger RNA of Biomphalaria glabrata, 2345 nucleotides long. RefSeq lists its product as uncharacterized. The transcript is spliced from 4 exons. The record is from RefSeq and is a predicted model, not a curated record. The coding region runs from base 169 to 891 and encodes 240 amino acids. Lineage: Eukaryota; Metazoa; Mollusca; Gastropoda; Planorbidae.